Messenger RNA from Juglans microcarpa x Juglans regia, 648 nucleotides. RefSeq lists its product as uncharacterized. The transcript has 2 exons. Bases 175 to 414 code for a protein of 79 amino acids. Lineage: Eukaryota; Viridiplantae; Streptophyta; Magnoliopsida; Fagales; Juglandaceae. The record is from RefSeq and is a predicted model, not a curated record.
AUAUCCAAACGGGGCUAUCUAUUGCAAAACGUCGGGACCGUUUCGCCGCGAAGAGACCAAGCUCUUCGAAAACCUUCUUCUUCUACUUCUCAUAUAAAAGCAUCUCUCUCUCUCUCUCUCUCUCUCUCUGCGUGUAUCACAGUCUUUGAUGUGCAAACUUGGAGUUGAACAAGCAUGAUGAAUUCACAGACAGACAAACUGGUGAGAAGGACAACCAUGGUGGCAACUGUCACUGCUUCCUAUUUUCUCUUGACCGCUGACUAUGGCUCAGAACCGAACGCUCUCGAUCCUAUUAAGAAGGCAAUAAUGUCAGCACAAAAUUCUGUUAAGGAGUACGUAUUUGGACCAAAGAAGGAGUCUCAAGAGGGUCAAUUGGGGAAGCUGGGAUCCCGUGGCACCAAGGAGCAUCCUUAGUUAACGGCAGUUCACUUUGUAUAGGGAACUUUAUGGGUUUUAGAGAGGUUCUUACAAGAAUUGUCGAGUAUUUGAAAGUUGUAUGUAAUAUGGAACGUAGUUCUUUUGGGCCUUUGGCACAUCUUUUAUUUUGUCUCAUGGAUUUCAUAUAUUCGGAUCUCUGGCUGAAACCAAAACUUUACAUCAUGUUGACAUUACAUGCUACGGAUUGGAGAGCAUGUACAUUUUGUUGAA